ACCAAAAUGAAGUAUAAGAAAACCUUAUAAAAGAAGAUACAUACCUGUCUGGGCAUCCUUGCUAUCGUCGUUUCCAACCCGUCCGCAGGGUCUGCCACUCUUGGGUGCCCUUUUGGGUAAUGGUCUAGCUGUUUCCUUGCAUCCAUGCUGCUACAGGGUUGUAGUCGUACUCGUGGCCAUGGUUAUCACUCAUCAACUUGGUCGUGCUCAUGUGGACUAUUUAUUUCCAACAAUGCCAUCAAACCAUCAGAGGUUCCUCGCCGGUUUCCUUUUGCUGCACCUUUGUUUGGUUGCUCUAGGGUGAGAGAACCUCUCUGCGUCUGUAUGCUGAUUUGGUCAUGGAAUUCGAGCCUCAUUUACUGCACCUCUGGCAAUGAAGGAUCAGUACACGCCCAAUCUUCUGUGGCCUCCUCUCAUAAGAACUUCUACAUCGCUGGUUGGAUUGGAUAUUCACAGAACUUUAUACCAUAUACUUUGGGCAUUGCUGAAACAACUGAAUGUCAAAGGUGCUUAUGGGUUGUCCUACAAUUUGUGUGGAUGUAUUUAGCUGUGGCGUUUAUGGUAGCUGCAGCAGCUUGUCAAUUAGUUCUUGGACCUGUCUAG
Messenger RNA from Triticum dicoccoides, 603 nucleotides. RefSeq lists its product as uncharacterized. The record is from RefSeq and is a predicted model, not a curated record. The transcript is spliced from 6 exons. NCBI's taxonomy places the organism in Eukaryota, Viridiplantae, Streptophyta, Magnoliopsida, Poales, Poaceae. The coding region runs from base 145 to 603 and encodes 152 amino acids.